AUUACGAGGGGAGAGGAAGGUACGUCUUGGGAUUCGUUAGACCCACGUGUGUCGGCCUCGUACAGCACACUUGUGUGAUUUCCUGACUUGAGUAGGACACUAGUUAGGAGAAGGAAGUCCGUCAUUAGUGUCGUCAGUUGACAAUAAGGGGCUCUUCUACCCUCUCAUUUAAUCGAGAGCAUACACAUCAUAGAUAUCUAGACGCUGAGAGACUCUUGUUAGUCCUGUUUGUCUUUGUUUGCGGAGGAUUCUUUUCGUUGUUGUUGUUGUGCUAUUAAAUGAAUUAAUGUUUUCAGCAUCUGAUAGUGAUACAUGUAGACUUUCUGAUACCGUGUAGUCAACACAAACUCUAAGAACUCUAAGAGAGAAUUAGGAGUUACAGCUACUUUGGAUCCAGCUUUUUACAGGCAGAAUCACAGCUGUUUGGAGCCUUAUCAUAUUUCCGUUGAUGUGUGAAAGUUAGAGUCAGAAGCAGGCGCUCAACAGGAAGCCACCACCAUGGCAACUACAUCACCAGCAUGGAUGCUGUCAUUAGCAUACCUUCUUGUUUUAUUGUGUAAAGAGUGUCAUUCGUUAACAGAAUACAACCUUCAUUUAGAGCAAGAAGAAGCGAUAUACAAUCCUGAAUUCAGAGAAAACCAUGUACAUCGGACAGUCCGACAAGCAGUAGACAAUACUCCAGUUACAGAAAAUAUCACAACAGUGGAUAAUCAUAAUUACUACAGUGUGGCGUACUACUCAAGCGUUAAUAACGAGGGCAAUCGUCGUUGGGUCGAUCUGACGAAGCUUAAAGCCAAGAAACAUCCAAACUUGUCGACCAACCCAAGAUUAGCUGCAAAACUGCAAUUAGAAUUUGAUUUUCCCUACUAUGGACACAACGUGACAGAGUUGUUCUUGACAACAGGAGGUUUUAUGUACCUGGGCUCCUAUGUUCAUCGAUAUUUGGCAGCGACACAAUACAUUGCCCCUCUUAUGGCGAACUUUGACCCCGCAGCAUCAGUUAACUGCUCUAUAAAGUACUUUUCUAAUGCCUCCCUGUUCAUUUCUGAAUGGACCAAUAUUCAGCUUGGAGACAACCCGACCGCUGGUCUCUUCUCCUUCCAAAGCACUUUGAGGGACAACGGACAGAUAACCUUUGCAUACAAGCAGAUUCCAAUCCCCAUUGCAAGUAUCUCUGACGAGGCUCACCCUAUGAAGAUGGGCAUUGCUGAUGCUUUCUACAUCGAUCAGAAGCUGAGCCAGUGGAUCAAGAAGAGAACUAUAUAUGAAUACCAUCAAGUUGCCUUGAAUACAGCAUUGGUAAUCAACGCUACUGCCGUCACAAUCACUCCACUUCCAACCUGUAACCUGCAUAUGGAUUGUGAGUCUUGUGCUAACAGUCAGAUCUACUUCAACUGUACGUGGUGCUCCACGGCUAAACGCUGCUCAGACGAUGGCCUCGAUAGACAUAGACAAGCAUGGAUUACAUCCCAGUGUGACAAAGAUGUUAAUACUGCUAAUGUUCCAUACAACUGCCCUCUUCCGACGAUAAAACCAACGACCAGAGCCCCACGGUCUACUAUGGGAAAACACCCUUCAAUCUACACAGACUGCUCAGAAGGCAUAGGUUGUCUGAAUGGUGGAGCUUGCCGCUAUGGAGAAUGUAUAUGCCCUACAAUGUACACAGGAAGGCGGUGUGGUAAAUACUCACCGAGGGGAGAUGGAAACAACAAGGGUGGUCAGAUGGCUCAGGCAGGUGAUGGCUCAUCCAAGGACGGUACCACUAAUGCUCUGAGGAUCGGGAUCAUCGCAGGGUCCAUUGCCAUUGGUGUUCUAGUCCUGGUCCUGGUCGGCUGGAUCUUCUAUGCCUACACCAACCCCAACACCAACUCUGGACUGUUCCUAAUUGAGAUCACAAAGUUUCGUCUGAGGAAGAAGGAAGAGAACGGCAUCGGGUACCAUUAUCAUAAACCAGACGACAACGAGGAGGUGGAUAUUAUUAUAUGAGCAACGACACUUCCUCCAGAGGUAUCUCACAACAAAAAUAUGUCAUAGAAACAAAGGAGUUGGAAGCAACGUACCUCAAAGAGUUGCAAUGCCUUUCUGCUUUUCAGCUCAUACUUGGAUGAAGAAGUUUUAAAAAAAAGCUAUGAUUUUGCCUUAAAAUAUGAUUUUAUUGAUCAGAGGAAGUUGUGCGUUAUUCUAGCUAGUCCUGUAGAAUUAUGUUGCUUACUAUGGAGUCACGAAUGAGAGGAAUAUCUUUAUUCUGUGGUGUGGGUGAGAAAUCUUGGAGUUCUGAAGGCUUUAGCGUUUAAGCAACUUGACGAGCCCGAUCACCUGCAUGAUAAAUAAAGUUGUUGUAUGGAGAAUGGAAAUGUGCUUGAGUAUACCAUGUUUCUACUUGUUUCUUUCGUGGCUCCAUGGUUUCUUCUCAUCAGGCAAACCCUUUGGUUACAUUGGCAUUGUGGCAAGCAGAUUUUGCUCCUCGCAAUGAACCCUAUCAUACAUUAUUUGCAGGUUUUGUAAGUGUAUCAACAAUUUACUAUUACAAGUUGUCGUUGCCAUGGGUUUGUCUGUAUGUGUAAAGCAUAGAUAUUGGAAGAUGCUGACCCAGUAUUCCUUUUUUGUUUUUUGCGUAGGCAAUCAUUGCAUUGAAUUUACAUCAAGCGACCAAGCAAGAGAGCUAU
Molecule: messenger RNA, 2666 nt
Organism: Strongylocentrotus purpuratus (purple sea urchin)
Lineage: Eukaryota; Metazoa; Echinodermata; Echinoidea; Camarodonta; Strongylocentrotidae
Product: plexin domain-containing protein 2
Exons: 15
Coding region: 499-1986 (495 amino acids)
Source: RefSeq, a predicted model, not a curated record